AUGGCUGACUCAGUACCUGUCUGCUCUCUCCAGGUGUACCCAUGCAGCAGUGAUAAGGAGUGCAGUGUGGGGAGCUACUGCCACAGCCCUCAGCAGGCUCCAUCACGCUGCCUCGCGUGUCGCAGGAGGAAGAGGCGUUGUCAUAGAGACGCCAUGUGCUGCCCCGGCAACCGUUGCAGCAACUACAUCUGUGUUCCCAUAUCGGAGAGCAUGCUCUCUCCUCACCUCUCAGACUUGGACGAACACAACAAGCUUUCCACCAAAGACCCGGGCUGGAAGAAGGGCGGGAAGGGACACGCCAAACACUCUCUCAAAGGCCAUGAAGGAGACCCUUGCCUGCGUUCGGCCGACUGCUCCGAGGGCUACUGUUGUGCCCGGCACUUCUGGACCAAGAUCUGCAAGCCGGUGCUGCGUCAGGGGGAGGUAUGCACCAGGCAGAGGAAGAAAGGCUCCCACGGUCUGGAGAUCUUCCAGCGCUGCGACUGCGCCCGGGGCCUCGCCUGCAAGGUGUGGAAGGACGCCACCUCCUCUUCCAAGUCCCGCCUCCACAUGUGCCAGAAAAUGUGACGGGGGAGGGAGGAAGGGGGGGAGACGAGGAAGGGAGGA
Hypomesus transpacificus is the source of this 606-nucleotide messenger RNA. RefSeq names its product dickkopf WNT signaling pathway inhibitor 2 (gene dkk2). Lineage: Eukaryota; Metazoa; Chordata; Actinopteri; Osmeriformes; Osmeridae. The transcript is spliced from 4 exons. Gene Ontology annotation, cellular component: extracellular region. Gene Ontology annotation, molecular function: receptor antagonist activity; co-receptor binding. Gene Ontology annotation, biological process: multicellular organism development; negative regulation of canonical Wnt signaling pathway. The coding region runs from base 1 to 567 and encodes 188 amino acids. The record is from RefSeq and is a predicted model, not a curated record.